ACAGCCAUGUUGAAAGUGGUUCUGUUGCUCACCCUCUGGGCCUUGGUCCAGCCCAAGUCUGUGCCAAGACAUAAGCGCAUGACGGUAUGUUACGAUGCCUUGGGAUGUUUCAGUACUAAGUACCCGUUCUUCAGUUUGCAACGACCACUCAGUUUUGUCCCCGAGUCCCCCAGUUUCAUCAACCCCGACUUCACCCUGUUCACCCAACAAAACGUCAACAACGGCGACGUGCUUCACACCACUGACGUCACCGCUUUGAAGUCGUCACACUUCAAUGCCCACAGACCUACGAAAGUCAUCGUCCACGGGUACCUGGAGAACGGUAAAGCCAGCUGGUUGACGCAUAUGAAAAAUGAGUUUCUGAAGACGAACGAUUUCAAUGUUAUUAUCGUGGGGUGGGGAAAAGGAUCACUGCCCCCGUACACCCAGGCUACAGCCAACACACGUGUGGUCGGAGCCAUGAUAGCGCAGCUCAUCAAAACUAUACAGAAGACUACGGGUGCACAGCCGGAAACGUUUCACAUCAUUGGUCACAGUCUGGGUGCCCACAUCGCAGGGUAUGCAGGAGAGAGAAUACAGCACGUUGGUCGAAUCUCGGGACUUGACCCCGCGGAGCCCUAUUACCAGAACACCGACAUCCGCGUGCGCCUUGACCCGAGUGACGCGCUUUUCGUCGACGUCAUACACACAGACGGACAGAGCAUUCUUAAACUAGGCUAUGGAAUGAAACAGACGUGUGGCCACGUGGACUACUUUCCUAACGGCGGUAUGACUCAACCUGGAUGUGACAAAGGACCCAUUACUUCUAUUAAACUGGAAGGUCUAUAUGAUGGUGUUAAGAAUUUCGUUGCAUGCAGUCACCUGCGGUCUCACUACCUCUUCAUCGAGUCCAUCAACAGCCGGUGUUCCUUCGACGCGUAUCAGUGCAACAGCUACGACGACUUCGAGUUCGGCAAAUGUAUGCCAUGCAAUGGUAAGGCUUGUGGACACAUGGGAUUUCACGCCGACAAAGUGAAACCCGCUAGAGGACUGAAGCACGUGAAAUACUUCCUCAAAACAAGUGGAGACGGACCUUUCUGUCGCUAUCAUUAUAAAGUACAGCUGUCGUUUGGCAGUCAGUUUGGUGCACGGGCAGAGCGUGGCGACAUGUUCGUCAAUUUAAUCGGGAAAACCGGCCAGACAGGAGAACUGACACUUAACAAAGAUCACAUGUACGUGCAGCCGGGAAUGUCAUACAACUUUGUAGUGACGUCAGUUAAAGAUAUUGGCGACAUCACCAAUGUCGAGUUCCGGUGGCAUCACAAUUCUGCUUUAUUGAACCCGCUGAGCUGGAAUCUCCUGAACUUCCGACAUCCAAGGCUGUAUCUAAACAAAGUAAACGUUGUCAACGGGCACACGUCUAACCAAUAUACGUUGUGUGGUCACAGCGGUGGAGUCGAGAAUGGGCACAAAGAUCGGCUUUCCAUAGGAGCACACACUUGUUAAUGUGUGUGUUAUGGUAUUUGUCAUGAUGUAUAGUUUACACGUGAUUUGAUUACACUUGUCUCACAAUGAAAA
Gigantopelta aegis is the source of this 1557-nucleotide messenger RNA. Its product is annotated as pancreatic triacylglycerol lipase-like. The record is from RefSeq and is a predicted model, not a curated record. The coding region runs from base 7 to 1485 and encodes 492 amino acids. The transcript is spliced from 11 exons. Gene Ontology annotation, molecular function: triacylglycerol lipase activity; protein binding. Lineage: Eukaryota; Metazoa; Mollusca; Gastropoda; Neomphalida; Peltospiridae. Gene Ontology annotation, biological process: lipid metabolic process.